GCUUUCUCUUUUUCUCUCCACUAGGGUUUUGGCCAUGGAAGGUUUCUAUCCGGUGAUUGUUUGUGUUCUUUGUGGGUGUUUGCCUUUUGAUUUCCAAUUUUAUAUUUCCAUGGGACCUAGCUAUGGUGGCUGGAGGAGGGGUUAAUUAUGGAAAUUGGUUUUGAACUCUGUUAGGUUGAGAAAAUGGAGGUAGUAGCGGAGGAGGCGGAGGGCGAAAGGACAGCGGACAUGGGCAUAUCUUGUGGAGCUCAGCGUGGAGGGCAAGAGGCAAUUAAUUGGUUUGGUGGUAUGUGGUGGCUACGCGAUGGGUUGUUUGCAGCAAAUCUUGAUGGCUUGGAGGGAGGGAGAGCGGUGGCUGACGACUGUCCUGAUCCUUUUGGCAACGACGAAUGUUCGGUGGCGGCGGUUACCAAUGGAUUGGAUUGGCUCUGUUUCUGGAAUUUUUAGAUUUGAUAUGAUUCCGAAAAAUCAGUUGAAUGCAAAUUGAAUUCUUUUUAUUUUUACGGCAAUUGAAUUUAAUAAAGGAGAGAUAAAUUA
This is a messenger RNA of Rubroshorea leprosula, 537 nucleotides long. The record is from the annotation of a GenBank genome assembly. Lineage: Eukaryota; Viridiplantae; Streptophyta; Magnoliopsida; Malvales; Dipterocarpaceae.